Molecule: messenger RNA, 2034 nt
Organism: Phytophthora infestans T30-4
Lineage: Eukaryota; Oomycota; Peronosporomycetes; Peronosporales; Peronosporaceae
Exons: 1
Coding region: 1-2034 (677 amino acids)
Molecular function (GO): metal ion binding
Source: RefSeq, a predicted model, not a curated record
AUGAACGGUGACGCCCCCAACGGCGGUCCAGGCUCGCCUGAGUAUGCUCGCGGGCCCACAGUAGCCUCGCAGUGGCCAGCAGACGUGGAUCUGGAUGCGCUGUACCUUUCGGAACGUGCCGAGGUGGACGAACUUGUGCGCAGCGCCUCGGACAUGAGCGUCUGGGCUAUUGAGAACCGCAAGGACAAUGCAAUGGUAUACCUGCACUCCAAGAACAGUGAGAGGCUCUCCUACUCCGUGCGCGCCGUCGCCAAAGUUGCAGGCUCUGUGCCUGACGUACUUGAGUGUCUGCGCGCCGUGGACAACACGAGCUUGAAGGGCUUCCAAAAGCUACUUCACUCACGCAACUUCUUGGACGGAGAGGUAUUGCACGCGCACCAGGCAGACGCCGGGACAGUUCACAACGGGGCCUCCAUCGAGUCAAUGACGCUGAAGUGGCUCGUAUACUCGUCUCCCAAGACUCUUGGGCGCUCCAAGGAGUUCUGCAUCCGAGAAUAUUGUGUCCUGCUGCCCAACCAUCCGGUACACGGUAAUGUGGGUGUGCUUAAGUUCGAGUCGUAUGACGGUGCGGCGGCACGCUACGGCAUCCGAGGUAAGCCGGAUGCUUACAGCUUGACAGUGUUUGAGCCGAGCUCCUACGUGGUACAUCAGACCCCAGAAGAUCCAAACAUGUGCAACGUCACGCUGACGUUUGCGAUGCGUAAAGCGCGAGGAGGAGAAAGUGUUUCUGCUGGAGUUCGACUCACUUCUCUGAGACUUGCGGGAGACCUGUCGGGUAUGCAAAAAGCGGUGCAACAGGCACUGUUCGCUCCUGCGGCGCUUGCGCAACGACAGGAAUGGGUGAAUGACGCCCAGCGCACCAAUUGCUCGCUUUGUGUACAGUCGUUUGGAAUGUUAAAGCGACGUCACCACUGUCGAGUAUGCGGUGAAGUGGUAUGCUCGGCUUGCACCGUGUUUAAGAUGGUCAAGGGGGAUCAGGAUGUGGCGGCGAAAGUGCGUGUUUGUAAGGCAUGCUUGGCGAAGAGUGGUAGCUCAAACGGUGCGGGGAACGCGAACUUUGGAAGCACUUUGAUUGGCGGAUUUUCGAACCCGUCGUCUCGAAUGGUCAGCAGCAACGGCACGGAGCUAGAGAUGAACGGCGGCACUGGUAUGACACCACUUCCGCAUGGCAUGGGCGUUGGUACUAGCAUCAGUAGUACGAGCUCGCUGACUUCGGAUGAGUCGUACAGCCCACCUAACGAAAAUCCAGCCUCGUCGACUCCUCCAACGAUGCAGUACAACAACGGGUCCGCCUUAUCGUUAAAUGACUUUGACGCGACUACGCAAAUGAGUGAAGAUGGAGGUAGCAGCCCGCCUCCUCUCCACAGACAAACUUCAUCAACUUCAAGCCAAGGGAGAGGGACGGGUUACGAAGGUAGGCCGAUUGGUUCCAUGGGUAGAACCGCGUCCAAUGCUAGUAUUGCUACCAGCCGUAAGAAGAACUCGGAUCGUCGUAUCCAUUAUUUCAACGAGGACAUGGAGGAGAUCUGCAUGUUAGCUAUGGAGACAUUGACAUGUCCCAUGGCAGGCAUUCGCACCGAAGACUUUGAGCUCGUGAGGUAUUAUGACGGUAAGCCGGGACCAGGCCUCCCUCGAAGCCUGCCGACUUUUCGACGACUAGCAACCCGUGGCAAGCCGUGCAUUGUGCUCGACGUGAGCUCGGACAAGCGAAUUUCAGGCGAGAAACGCUUCACCGCGAAGUUGCAGUUCUUCGUCGGUAUUCCGUUGCUUGUCAACGGUGAAGUAGUAGGUGAUCUGUGUGUGGCAGAUCGUUACGCUCGUGACAACAUCGACCACAAACAGGUAGAGGUGCUCAAUGUGUUGGGCGAGACGGUGACCCAAUAUAUGCAGUCGGAAGAGUACCAGGAAGACCUGAUGGAAUUUAAAGCUACGCACGUGGCGGCUCGCCGACCUCCAACAAAUGGAUCUGUCUCCCAGUCAACAGACGAAGAAGCUAGCGCGCCGCCGGCAGGCACCAAGGAAGUUGCGUUUUAA